Molecule: messenger RNA, 986 nt
Organism: Sciurus carolinensis (gray squirrel)
Lineage: Eukaryota; Metazoa; Chordata; Mammalia; Rodentia; Sciuridae
Gene: Mgst1
Product: microsomal glutathione S-transferase 1
Exons: 4
Coding region: 164-631 (155 amino acids)
Cellular component (GO): mitochondrion; membrane
Molecular function (GO): glutathione transferase activity
Source: RefSeq, a predicted model, not a curated record
GGGUCUUUACGCGCCAGGAGCUAAUUAAUAGGAAAUUAGCCGGGUAGGGGGCGGUGCCUGCCUCCCGCCCUCGCUGCACACCUUAGCUCAGUGUCCCCGCGCCCAGCCGCCUGCACUGCCUUGCAGACCUCGACCUCCGCGGACUCGCUAGCAAGUUUGAAAAAUGGCUGAUCUCACCCAGCUACUGGAAAAUGAAGUAUUCAUGGCUUUUGCCUCCUAUACAACGAUUGUCCUUUCAAAAAUGAUGUUUAUGAGUACUGUAACUGCAUUCUAUAGACUAACAAGAAAGGUAUUUGCCAACCCAGAAGACUGUGAGAGCUUUGGCAAGGGAGAGUCUGCCAAGAAGUAUCUUCGGACAGAUGACAAGGUGGAACGUGUACGAAGAGCCCACCUGAAUGACCUUGAAAACAUUGUUCCAUUUGUUGGUAUUGGCCUGCUCUAUUCGUUGAGUGGUCCAGACCUGUCUACAGCUCUCCUACACUUCAGGCUCUUCGUUGGAGCACGGAUCUACCACACAAUUGCAUAUUUGACCCCGCUUCCCCAACCAAAUAGAGGCAUGGCUUAUUUUGUUGGAUAUGGAGUUACUCUUUCAAUGGCCUACAGGUUGCUGAAGACUAGAUUGUACCUGUAAAGAAAAUCAGGUAUCUCUUGUGCAAUUGGUUUUUAAGAAUUCUAUAAUUCCAGUAUAUAGUGAAAACUUUCUUAAGGUUUCAAUUAGGAGGGGAACAGAGAAAUUAGGUAUGUGGGUGGGUGGGGGUGGGUUUAAAGAUUGGCAUUGCUAAUGUCCUUUUAUUCUUGUUUUGUAUUUUGCUGUAGACAUUCAACAGUAAGUCUUUUGUGUGAUUCUUGUAAAUUAUGGUUGUUAAAAUUUGCAACAUUCAUCAGCAUUUCAUAUUAUGAAUCUAUAAAAAAUUGAUUGCAUGUGUGCAAAAUCUGUAUUUCAGUACUGCUGAAACAGGCAUAUGAAAUAAAGAAUUUGAAGAAUA